Spea bombifrons (plains spadefoot toad) is the source of this 14215-nucleotide messenger RNA. It is a transcript of the gene APOB, whose product is annotated as apolipoprotein B. The record is from RefSeq and is a predicted model, not a curated record. Gene Ontology annotation, biological process: lipoprotein transport; triglyceride mobilization; cholesterol homeostasis. Gene Ontology annotation, cellular component: mature chylomicron; low-density lipoprotein particle; very-low-density lipoprotein particle. The transcript is spliced from 29 exons. Lineage: Eukaryota; Metazoa; Chordata; Amphibia; Anura; Pelobatidae. Bases 79 to 13965 code for a protein of 4628 amino acids. Gene Ontology annotation, molecular function: cholesterol transfer activity; low-density lipoprotein particle receptor binding.
GUCUCUCUUUGGGAUAUAAGAAGACAAAGCCAAUAUUGGAAGGACCUCAGGAGCCCCAGAGAGCUUCAGUAGCUCACCAUGGGCACCAGGAAGCUUGUGCUCCUUGUGCUGAUUUUCAGCAGUUCCACCUUGGCUCAGGAAGAUGGGUCAGAUAGUCUGAAUCCAACCUGCUUAAAAGAUUCAAGUAAAUUCAAGCACCUUAGAAAAUAUGUAUAUAACUACGAAGCCGGAACAUCUACCGGAGUCACCGGAACAGCCGACUCUCAAAGCGGAUCCAAGUUCAACUGCAAGGUAGAACUGGAGGUCCCUCAGCCGUGCAGCUUCAUUCUACGGAUCAAACAGUGCACCCUGCGAGAGGUGUACGGCUUCAGCUCCGAGGGCAAGGCGUUGCUGAAGAAGUCCAAGAAUUCGGAAGAAUUCUCCAGUGCUAUGUCCAAGAACGACGUGAGUUUCAGUAUCUCCUACGGGAAACAGAUCGUUUUAUAUCCGCAAGCGGACGAACCGUUGAGUAUUCUGAACAUCAAGAGAGGCAUCAUUUCAGCGCUCUUAGUUCCAGAAGACGCACAGAAUGAGGAUCCAAUGGACACCGUGUAUGGGAAAUGUUCCAGCGAAGUAGCCGUCUCAACCAGCAAAGGAACGACAGUAGCAGAUGGCACAGUUGUCAGAAAUCUGAAGAACUGCGACCGUUUCACUCCAAUUAGGGAUUAUGUUAGCCCAAUCGCACUUUUCAAAGGAUUGAAUGCCCCAUUAUCCACGCUAAUCAAGAGCAGUCAGUCCUGCCAGUACACCUUGGAAACUAAAAGAAAGCAAGUCACGGAAGUCUCCUGUGCGGAAAGUCACAUUUUCCUCCCCUUCUCUAACAAAGGUCAAUAUGGUAUUACAGCAAAGGUCACACAGUCGCUGAAGCUGGAAGACACUUCUAAGACAAACAACAGAGAGUUUCUAGCAGAUCCAUCUUUGUCAAGAGGCCUGGCCCUAGAGGCUUCUGAUUCCGUUACCGCCAACGAAGACGUCUUGGAAAACUUCGAGGAACUGAAGAAGAUGUCAACGUCCGGGCAAAACCAGCAGAGAGCCGGCCGCUUUUAUAAACUUGUGAGGUCCUUGAGGAGUUUAAACAACGAAACUCUGGGUCCUCUUGUUCCAAAAAUGACAGCUCUAUCAAGCCCGAUUGCGCUGCAAGCUCUGGUCCAGUGUGGUACCGCUGAAUGCUUUGGGGCUAUACUUCAGAUCCUCAGGAGUGGAUAUGUUUCACCGAUGUUGACCGACGCAGUCACAUACAGCCUGGGACUCCUGCCUUCCCCUUGCACCAAGCGAGUUCGGGAACUUCUCAACAUGGCUCAGUAUCAAAAAAGCAGAGCAACUUUUUAUGCUUUAGGCCAUGCCGUCAGCAAUUUCUAUGAAGACACAAACACAGUCACAGAAGACCUGAAGGACGUUGCCGAUUACAUGACAUCACUCAUUGCAAAUGAAUGUAGCGGAGACAAAGAUCAUACAUUCCUUGCCUUGAAGGCCAUUGGCAUUAUGGGUAAAGCCAUGGAGAACGCUAAUGCCGAGAUUAAGUCUUCCCUUUUGCAAUGUGCCAGGAGCCGAUCGCCAUCAGACGAAAUACAGAAGGCUGCAAUCCAAGCAUUCCGAAGGAUGACCAUUACCCGUGAGGUCCAGGAAAGUCUAGUCGGGGUCUUCCAAGACAGUAGUUCUCCAGCACAAAAGAGACUGGCAGCGUAUCUCAUGGUGAUGAAGGACCCUUCGGAAUCCAGCCUCCGCGAAAUCACUAACACCCUGAACACUGAAACCAACGAGCAAGUGAAGAAUUUCGUGGCUUCUCAUAUUGUUAACAUCCUGAAAUCGGAAGCGCCCGAGACUCAACUGCUUAAGGGGAAUUUGGAAGAGCUUCUUAAGGACAUUGGGGUACCCGAGGUUAUUGGGGGCUUCACUAAAUUAUCACGCAACUACCAAAUAUCCAAGAACGUGCACGUUCCAGGAGCAGAUGGCGCUCUGGGCGCCAAACUUGAAGGAAAUGUCAUUUUUGACUCGGGAAGCUACAUGCCCGAGGAAACCAUGCUAGAGGCCACCCUCGAUGUUUUUGGACAGUCUUUUGACAUGUUUGAGGUCAGUAUAGAAGGAAAAGGUUUCCAACCGACGCUGGAUGCACUGUUCGGGAAAGGAGGUUUCUUCCCGGAUUGCACCAUGAAGGCGUUGUACUGGGCGGACGGCAAAGUUCCCGACAAAGUCACUGAGAUUUUGUUCAAGUGGUUUAACGUCCCCCGAGGCAGCAAACCAGACCAGGACUUCACAAAAGCCAUGUUGCCUAUCCUUGAGAAACUGAUAAAGGAUGUCCGAGCAAGCGAUGCCCCCGAAGCAAAGGCGUACCUGGAAAUCCUUGGGAAAGAACUGGGUUACAUCAAACUGAGUGACCUUAAAAUCAUUGAGAACAUCUUCCCGACGACCUUCCAGACCCUACGAGAGCUACCUGCGCGGAUGCUAAAGGCGAUGUCCAGAGGUAUUGAUGAGGAUCUCUUCCUUCACUACAUUUUCUUGGACAAUGAAUUCGACCUUCCCACCGGCUCGGGCCUUCAGCUCCAGGUUUCUCUAUCUGGAACGGUUGCUCCAGGCGCAAAGGCAGGCACAAAGUUUAGCUACAAAAAUGCGAAGGCAGAAUUCAGUCUGAAGCCCGCCAUUUCCCUGGAAUUUGUAACCCAACUGGGAGUGCAGAUUCCUGGGUUCUCUAAGCACGCAGUACAGAUGAACUCCAACCUUUUCCACGAGACAGGAGCCGAGGCCGCAGUUUCGCUGAAGGAUGGCCAAAUUAGGUUUUCAAUUCCAGCUCCCAAAGGACCAACAAAACUCUUCAGCUUUAGCAACAACUUUAACCUGGUGUAUGCAGCGAAGACAGAAGUCAUGGCUUCUAUCGCGGAAAACAGAAACGAGUGGUCAUCUUGCCGACCAUUGCUGACCGGUUUGAAGUAUUGCAUCAACACGGCAUAUUCCAACGCCAGCACUAAAGAUGAAGCCCCAUACUUCCCGCUAACUGGACAGACGAGAUUUGAAUUAGAAAUUCAACCAACUGGAGAUGUUGAGGAGUAUUCCCUGACGGCCAGCUACCGGCUAAACAAGGAUGGACGAGACCUUGUAGACACCCUGGUGUUUUCUGCUCAGGCAGAAGGUGCAAAAUCUUGUGAAGCAACGUGGACCACAAAAUACAACCGCAACAAAAUCACCUUUUCCAGCGAUGUCCAGAUUCCAAAAUCCGCUGUUGACUUUGGUGUCGGUGUAAAAGUCGAUGAUCAGUCUCCAGGAUUAUAUUCCGUCGUCGUUGAUUUCCACAAUCAGCAAAUUUCUGAAGUCACGCUCACCGGAAAGCUAAGCUCUGCCGAGAAUGAAGCCACGUUGAGUGGAGUCCUUUCUAUCCCGCGCUUGCACUCCGAAGCAAAAGCAGAAGCCUCCGUUCAGAACUUACUCAACGUGUUCAAACUUCAGUUACAAUCGUCAGCCAAUAUUUGCGCAUUUUCCGGAUCACAGAAUAUAGUUUUUACAUAUGACAAUGACAAGAUUGAAUUAGAAUGGAGCACCGACUCCAAUUCCAACUUAAAGAAACUGGUUUCCAAGCUGCCUGAUAUUAGAUUUGAAGAUAUGGCCAAUUAUCCCGAGUCCAUGAAGAACUAUGCAAACGACGUGCUGGACUAUAAGGUUCCUCAAACCGACAUGACCCUCAGACACAUUGUAUCUCAGUCAUUUGUGGCUGCCAAUAACUGGCUUCGUACCGCGUCGAAAGAUAUGCCUUACGCAACAACACUUCAUAGUAAAUUGUCAGCUUUAAAAGAGCUAGACUUCCAAGGACUCGGCUUGCCACCUUUCCCAGAGGAAUUAUUCUUAAACAGCGAUGGAAAGAUCAAAUAUCUACUUAAUAAGGAUGGCAUCACCAUAAACAUUCCAUUACCCUUCGGAGGAAAAUCAAGCCAUCAAGUCAUGAUGACAAGUAGCUUAAGAACGCCGUCGGUAGAUAUGCCAUCAGUCCGAUUUCGGUUACCGUCCCAGGAGUUUAAGAUCCCUGCCUUCACCAUCCCAGAACAUUACCAACUGCGGGUUCCUUUAAUCGGAGUUCUAGAGCUCUCCUCUAACAUCAAAAGCAAUUACUACAACUGGUCGGCAUCUUACACCGGUGGGAAUACGUCCAGCGAUGCCACCACUUUCAGUUCCAAAUAUAACAUGGGAGCCAAAUCAGUCUUGGAUAUUCUGUCAUACGACAUUGAUGGUUCGGCACUUAUAUCUUAUGAUCCCGAGCAAAUGUUACGCAUGUCCUAUGAGGGAUCUACUAGUCACAGUCUCCUUGAGUCAAGUAUCAAACUUCACGAGCUGUACAACUUCAGAAGUAACGAGAUGUUUAAAGGAUCCUAUUCUUACACGAUCAGAAGCAUCUUGGGCAUAGAAUCUUCACUAACGUCAUCAAUGAAGUCAACAAAGAACAACAAAAUAGUGAUCACAGAAGGCGACGCAGCAGGGGAGCAUAAACUGGCCUCUCUGUUUCUGAACACUGAUUACAACACAGUCCUCACAUUAGAUACCGAAAGCUUGCAAGCAAAAUCAGAAUCUAAUUUCAAGAUGGAUUCCUCUUACUUAAAGGUGACGAAUAAAAUAAGUGGAAUGGCUCUCCGAGAUGCCUUAACGAUAACCUCAACGACUGACAUGCAAGAUGGGGCUCUGUCCAACACAAUGACAUUAGAUUACAGGAACAAGCAGCUUUCCUUUAAAUCCGAUACAACCGGCAACUACUACAACUUGGUCGCCCUGAACAAAUUUGAAGCCACUCUUUCGAGCAAAAUGGCAGCAAUCCGUUCCGAAUAUCAGGCAGACUACAGGCGACACAGACUGUACACCUUACUUUCCGGAUCGUUGAAUUCCCUUGGGCUUGAAUUGAACGCCGACGCAACUCUCAAUAAUCAGCAAAACCGAGGUGCCCACAAAGCCACCCUGAAACUCAACCAAGAGGGCUUGUCCACCAGUGCAACAACCAAUAUAAAUUUCAGUCCUCUAACACUGGAGAACGAGUUCAACGCUGGAAUCGGGCCAUCAGGAGCUUUAAUGAAAAUGACUGCAAACGGCAGAUACAGAGAAAAUAAUGCAAAAGUAACAGUUUCCGGAAAGGCUGCCCUGACAGAACUUUCCUUUGGUAGUGUGUAUCAAGCAACCCUUCUUGGGCUGGACAGUAAAAACAUCUUGAACUUCAGAAUUAGCAAAGAGGGCCUGAAAUUCUUUAAUAACCUAAUGGGCUCCUAUGACCAAAUUAAACUUGAGAACAGCCAUGAGCUCAACAUUGAGAGGGCCUCCAUACAGUUCACCUCCAAAUUUGACAAUACAUUAAGCUCUGAUAAGUCCUAUAAGCAAAGCUUUGAACUACAGAUGCAACCAUACACCGUGACGGCACUGUUAAACAAUGAAUUCCAGUAUGGCUUACUAGCACUAACAAACAAAGGACAGAUGCAGCUUGAGGGUUUCAAGAUGAAUUUCAAUGGUAAUUUGCAAGGAGCCUACGAUAAAGACGAAGUGAAGCAUUCCUACGCUUUGGCAUUGAAUGGUCUGUCGACAAACCUGAACACGGACACAGUUGCAAAUAUACAAGGCACGGCUCACAGUCACAGAGUCAGUAUGGAGAUUGCUGGUCUUUCGGCAUCAUUUAGCAGCAACUCAAACUGUGAAACCAAAUCCGUGCGUUUCACCAACAGGAUUCAGUCUGUUGUGGCUCCAUUCAGCUUUAAGUUUGAUUCCCAAACUACCGGAGAUGGAAGGCUUCAGAUCCUUGGAGAUCACACCGGUCAACUGUAUAGCAAAGUCCUCUUGAACGCUGAAAUCCUUUCCUUUAAUUUUGUUCAUGACUACAGGGGCUCAACAAGGCAUCUACUGGAUAACGGAAGGAAACACGAAACUUUACUAGAUUAUCAAAUCGCUACAUUGUUUACUCCUUCAGAACAGUUAAGUUCAUGGAAGUUGAAAAGCCACCUGGACCAGAACUCCUAUUCUCACAGUUUCAGAGCCUAUAAUAAUCUCGACACCAUUGGAGUGGAACUGAGUGGGAAAACGGCGGCAGAUAUGUCCGUACUAGAUAGACAGAUCCAACUACCAUUUGCCAUAUUUAAUCCCAUUGAUGCUCUUAACCUGAGAGAUAGUGUCAACACCCCCCAGGAGUUUGGUAUUUCUGGAUAUGUCAAGUAUGACAAGAAUAAGGACAUGCAUGUGAUCAACCUACCGUUUAUGGAAAGCAUGUCAGCUUCUUUUGAAGAAUUCAGAAAUGUUUUACUAACUUCCCUGCAAGCUGUGCAGAAAUACCUGAAGAACAUUGACAUCGACCAGCAUUUGAAGACAUGCAAAGCUACCUUGAGCAAAAUCCCCCAGAAAAUGAACGACUACAUCAACAGUCUGGAUGUAGAAGCAAAGCUUCAGGAGGCCAAAAAAGUAAUACUAUCCCUAACAGAAGAAUAUAAAAUCACAGCGGAAGAGCUUCAAUCUGCCAUAGAAAACUAUUUUAAUCUCAUGCAAGAAAACUUACAGCAGUACAUGACCAGAAUGGAGGGUUAUAUCAACGAUUACACCAGAUGGUUAGAGAGAAGGAUUCACAUACUAGUCCAAAACAUUUUUGAGCAGCUUAAAGCUUUAGACGAAGAGUAUCAAAUCCGUAAGAAGUUUGCCGAUACCAUACAGGACCUCAGGAAAAUUGUAGAAGAGAUGAAUAUCGAUGACUUACAAGACAGUGUAAAAUCCUGGAUUCAGAAUGUUGAUGACAUGUAUCAAAUCAAAAAGAGUUUUGCGAAUUACUUACAGCAAAUCCAAGCCUAUAUCCAGAAAAUAGAUAUUCAGGUAAUCGAGAAAAAGGUAGAAGAGUUCCUAAAAUCUGUCGACUGGAGAAAAUACGCAGAAGAGAUCAGCAAGGCGUUUCCCCUUAAAACCUUUAAAUAUAUCAUUGAACAGGCAGAAAAUGUUGUUGUCACAAUGUUUGAGGAAUAUGAGUUAAGUGAGAAAAUCACUGCUGUUGUAGACAAGCUCCAGGACAUCGUGACAGAGUAUGAAAUAGACAAGAAAAUCCAAAUGCUCAUUGAAAAGUUCCUCCAGUUCCUUAGUCAACAGAAUGUAAGAGAAACAAUACAAAAAGCAGCAGACAUGCUAAAUUCUAUCGACGUAAAAACACAUUUCAACAAAAUACGAUCUUCCGUUGAUGACGCGGUUAAGAAAGUGAAAGAUUAUGACUACAAAAGCCUGAUCGAUGACAUCAACUACUAUCUUGAUGUUGUUAUUAAGAAGAUUAAGUCAUUUAAUUAUGAUAAGUUUGUGGAUGAUGUCAAUGAAUGGAUCAGGGCAGGAACUAAAACAAUAAAUGACCAAAUGAAAGCCCUUGAAUUACCUCAAAAAGCAGAAGCUCUGAAACAAUACUUGGACGAUGUAAGAAAAGUUGCCAAAGAAUAUAUUCAACAGCUAGGAGAAACUAAAUUCUCUGCCGUCAUCCAGUGGUAUCAGGAGAUCAUGAGUUCAGCUGUACUUAAUGACUUCAAAGUAAGAAUAAUGGAAAAUCUGGAAGAUGCACGAGACCGAAUAUAUUCUAUGGACAUAAAGAAGGAAUGUCAAAGAUAUCUAGAAAAUGUGAGCCAGGCCUAUCGUCGAUUGGUGACCUGUAUUUCAGAGAAGUGGAACGCCCUCUCGGAGAUGAUCACCAGUUUUGCCGAAGAAAACGAUAUCCGAGAGUGGGCUGAAAAUGUUAAAAGGUUUAUAGAAGAAGGUUUUACCGUACAAGGAUUUAAGCUAGGGUUCCUCAACAUUCCUUCUUUUGAAGUAAGCCUCCGUGCACUUAGAUUAGCGACCUUCAAGACGCCCGACUUCGUAGUGCCAUUCACCGACCUGCAAGUCCCCUCUGUGGAGAUCAAUUUUAGGCGGUUAAGGGAGCUCGAAAUUCCCACAAGAAUUGUAACCCCGGAGUUUACUAUUUUCAACACUUACAAGGUACCUUCCUAUACAAUUGAUUUGAAUGAGAUCAAAGUGAAGGUUGCAAGGACAAUUGAUCAAAUACUUUCGAGCGACUUUAAAUUGCCAUCUCCAGAAGUAUAUUUAAAAGAUCUAAGGCUGAGUGACCUGACGAUGAAUGACAUGGGAUUCCCAGCGUUUUCUAUUCCCGAAAUAUAUGUCCCCAGUAUGCAAAUACCUGAACUACGGAUACCAAAGUUAAAUCUGAUAAACUUUGACUUUUCUGAUAUUUCGAUACCUGAGUUCCAACUCCCAAAGAUCCCUCACACAGUAUCUGUCCCUACAUUCGGCAAGCUUCACAGUUCAUUUGAAGUGACAUCGCCAUUCUUUACCAUGAAAACCUCAGCCGAGGUAAAGAACGCCACAGUUUCGGAAAACUCGCCUGAAUUUGUUGCCACUCUGUCAUCGGAGGCCACAUCCAUGAUGGAAGCUCUGGCUUUUGUGCUAGCGGCCGACGCUCGUGUAUCUGCUCCUCUCCUUGAACAACUGAUUCUUAAGGAGUCUGUGUUGCUUUCCAACAAAUAUGUUAAAUUUGAUCAUAACGGCGAAAUGACAUUCUCCAGAAAUCAGAUUCAGACCAAAAUAGGGACAAAGGCCAAUCUAAAAACAGAGAAGAAUUCAGCUGAGUUCCAAAACGACAUGUCCUUUAAGUUACAGAAAAAGUUCACAGCCGAUAUAAACACUAAAUAUUCUCAUAGACUGAAUGUUCCCCGGCUGGAGAUAACAAGUCAGCUGGAGCUACAGAAUGAUAUUGACUCGACGGUUGAAGCUGGUAGAAUCUUGUUCACAUCUGCAGGCAAAGGAAACUGGAAGUGGGCCUGCCCGCUCUUUACGGAUGAAGGUACACAUCAAGCCGACUUUAAAUUCAACCUAAGAGGACCCCUUAUUGAGAUUUCAGGAGCAAACAGAGUCAUUGACAAGUACCUUAAACUAGACCAGAGCAUUAGAUACGAUUCCGGUUUCUUAAGCUAUGUAAAUCUUGAUAUCAUGUCCAAAGCAGAUUGUCCUUACGUUGGAAACAGCAUCGUGGAAGUUAAAGGAAAAGCACAAGUCAGUGAAAUGAAAAUUGAACUCACUGCUGCCCAUAAUGCAGAAUUAUCCGGACGGGCGACCGGAACAAUAAGCAAUAGCCUAUCCUUCUUGACAAAGCCAUUUGAAAUACGCCUGUCUACUAACAAUAAUGGAAAUCUAAAGGUUAGCUUCCCAAUGAGACUGACCGGCAAGAUUGACUUCCUCAACAACUAUGAAUUCAUACUCAGCCCCAACGUUCAGCAAGCAUCUUGGCAAGUCAACGGCAGGUUCAACCAGUACAAAGCCUCGCAUGCGAUUUCACUGGGCAACAACGAAGAGAAAAUCGGGGCUUCUGUAGAAAUGAAUGGAGAAGCCAACCUAGAUUUCUUGACCAUUCCAAUAACUAUUCCAGAAAUCCCUGUUCCAUAUACCACGAUGAAAACACCUAAGGUUACUUCAUUCUCGUUGUGGGAAAGAAGCGGUCUGAAGAAUUUACUUACAACCACUAAGCAGAAUUUUGACCUGAACAUCAAGCUUCAGUACAUGAAGAACAAAGAUGUGCAUUUAAUCCCACUGCCUCUAGAAGCAAUCUACGAUACCAUAAAUUCUAACAUGGUGACGCUCAAUAAGAAAUUUGAAAAAGUGCGCGGAGCUGCAGUUAACGUUCUAACAAACUCAUACAACGGGGCAAAGGCGCAAUUUGAAAAGUACAAAAUAGACACCCAAGCAAAUAAAAUCCCAAGAACAUUGAGAAUCCCUGGUUAUACCAUACCUUUGGUCAAUAUUGACGUUUCCCCGUUUGUAGCUGAGCUUCCAGCAUUUGGCUAUGUGAUUCCCAAAGAAAUUAGGACACCAGGCUUUACAUUACCUGUACUUGGCUUUUCCAUCCCAAUGUACACAUUAGUUAUGCCGUCACUAGAAUUUUCUGUGCUUCAUGUUCCUAAUACUUUACGUAGAAUAAGUCUGCCCAAGUUGACAUUGCCCCGUUUGCAGAACAGCAUUUCUAUUCCCGCCAUGGGAAAUCUAACAUAUGAAUUUGCCUUCAAAUCCAACGUAAUUUCAUUAACCACAAGUGCAGGGUUAUACAAUCAGUCUGAUAUCUCUGCUCGCUUUAGUGUGAUCUCAACCUCUGUGAUCGAUGCUCUCCAAUUUAGCAUUGAUGGAACAUCAGGACUUACAAGAAAACGAGGACUGAAAUUAGCGACUGGCUUGGCGCUGAAAAAUGCUUUUGUGGAAGGAAAACAUGAGAGUUCCAUGUCUUUUGGAAGGAGAAACAUCGAGGCAUCUGUUGCGACCAACGGCAAAAUAAACAUACCUAUUUUACAGCUGAUAUACAACCAUGAACUGACAGGUAACACAAAAACCAAACCUACAGUCUCAUCAAAAAUGACAAUGAGCUACGAUUUCAAUGAAGCAGCAUAUGGAAAUAAUGCUAAAGGAUCUCUUGAUCACAAUCUGAACCUUGAAGGUCUCUCAUCAUACCUAUCUCUGGAGAGCCUCACAAAGGGACACGUCACUGGAACCUUUAUGUCCCAUCAACCAUUUUCUGGAAAGCUCAGUAACGAAGCAAGCACUUAUUUGAAUUCAAAUGGUUUGAGAUCUUCCAUGAAAACAGUGGGCAACGCUAAAGCCGAUGGUUUCGCAACUCUUGACGUUGCUGAAAACCUUGCGGUUGAAGCAUCAACGAGCCGCAUUUACGCCGUUUGGGAGCACGUUGGAGAAAAUGAUCUAAGGUACACCCCUGCUUUUACCACAAGAGGAAGUCAAAAGUGUAAGGCUACUAUCGAGCUUUCCUUCUGGAGUUUGCUCUCGAACGUGCAGCUGCAGUUUGAACAGCCAAGUUCCUUCUUUGAUGCCGUAUCACUCAGCGAAGCUAUGACAUUAAACCUUUACCCCGAAAAGCAAGAAUUUGACUUCAAUGGACAGGGUGUUUUGGAGUAUUUUGUUGUAGCACAUAAUAUCAAGCUUUCCAAUGACCCAACGGACGCCAAAUGUGAGAUUGGUGGAUCACUGCAAGGGCAUGUCGAUGUCUUGAAGUCCAUCAUUCUGCCGAUCUAUGAAAAGAGUGUAUGGGAUGUCUUGAAGUUUGAUCUCACAACAAGUGCUAAGGAGAAACAAUACCUUAGUUUAUCGACAUCCCUAGUAUACACAAAAAACAAAGAAGGCUUCUUUUUCCCCAUUCCAGUGAACAAGCUUUCCGAUGGGUUUGUCAUUAAAUUUCCAGCGCUGACUUUGAAAUCUCCAGAAUGGAUCAAAGAUCUUCCAAACAAAAUAAGCAAUGUGGAGAUGCCAGAUAUGCCAACAGAAUUGAACAUUCCAUCUUUUAAAGUACCGUUUACAAAUCUGAACGUGCCAUCAUAUAACAUUGACCUGAGCAAUAUCAAGAUCCACAAGAAGCUAAGUACCUUGCCAUUCGACCUGACCUUACCUUCACUGCCAAAAGUUAAGUUCCCCAAAGUUGAUAUCAAUACAAAAUAUAUUACAUUAGAAGAGUACAAAAUACCAUUCUUUGAAGUAACCAUACCUCAAUAUCAGAUAACACUGGCCAGGUACACACUUCCGAAAAGUUACUACGGCUUGGAUUUCAAUAGCUUGGCCAACAAAAUUGCAGACAUCGAUCUACCUACGAUCGAAAUUCCAGAGCAGAACAUAGAGUUUCCACCCGUUAAACUAAAUCUACCUGCCGGUCUGUUCAUCCCAGCAUUCGGGUCUUUGUCUGGAUCCGUGCAAUUGAACUCACCAAUAUACAAUCUUACAUGGACCACCAAGCUGGCAAACAGCUCUGAAUCCCUAGUUGCUUCUAUUGAUGCUACAAGCAGUUCAACUCUUCAGUUUUUGGAAUUUGAUCUUGAAGCUUCCGCCACAAGCUCUCUAGUAGGAAAAGCUUUAAAUUUCAUUGGGAAAGGAACUCUUGCUCACCCGGACUUGAGCAUAGAUUGGCAACAGGAUAUUUCCUUUAAUGGUCUCAGGUUCCCUUCUCAUAAUGUUCUAAUAGACGUAAGAAGCCCAACUUUCACAAAUGUACAAAUACGUUGUCAGCGGGAGAACAACAAGCUUUCCUCGUCUGUGACCUGUACAUCGACUGGGACUUUGGGCCUUGUGAUUGAGAAAGAAGACGCAAUAAUUAAAGGCAAAGUCUAUACCCGGUCUUUGACAUCUACUGGAAAAGAUAACCUGUUGAUGAAAGGUGAAAUAUCGUUAAAAAACCCUGAGAAGAUCCAAAACAAGUUUAACUGGAAAGAAGAUGCAGUUCAAGAAGCACUUUAUGGUUUGAAAGAAAGGCUUCCAAAGAUGUCUGAUGCGGUCUAUAACUGUUUCAACAAGUACCACACUGAACACUUUGGGAUGGAUGUCAGUGAUGCCCAUCGUAAAAUGAAAGAGCAUCUCCAGUCCAAGAUCACGUCGACCUACAGGUCCACUGUCAACCAGAUCGAUAAGAUUGAAUAUGAGCUUCAGUCUGCUGCCAGACACGCCAGCAGCAGGUAUUCAGACAUCAUGAAAAAUGCUAAAAAAAUGUAUCAAGAUCCAGCAAGUACAUUUCCCAAUUACGAUGACGUGAAAGCAAGGUUUUUGGAUAAUACAGUUCAGGUUUUGAGAAGGUAUCAAAACACAGUAAAAGACCUGAUUGAUGCGGCUAUUGAAUUUCUCAAGAUGACGAGGUUCCAGCUCCCGGGACAAACGCAGAGAUACACCGGCGAAGAACUCCUGUCCAUGGGUGUGCGAAAAGUAAUGUCCUGCAUUGACCACUGUUACGAGAAGAUCCAAAAACUGUUUGACGCAUGCAUUCAGUCACUCAAUAAUGUAAAGUUCGAUAUACCUGGUACGCAAAUAACCAUUGAAGGCACGCAGAUACUUGCAUCAAUCAAAAACUUCUUGAAAGAGCUCAAUACUAUAAUCAGGGAUGUGUUUACCGAUAUUCAGAAUGCAAGCUUAGAAAAAACCCUCAAGCAGCUUCAGAAUGUACUCCAACAAGUUGGCCAGAAAUCAGAAAAACUCAUUGAAGCCAUGCAGUUCCGGAACUAUGAAGAACUGAAAGCUCAAAUCGAACAAAUGUACAAGGAUACCAUCAGCUCUGAGUACGCAAAGAAGCUGAGUUAUUAUGCAGAUAGGGUCAAGAAGAUUCUUCAACAGCUCCAGACGGUUUUGCAGAGCGGAUACGAACAGUUGUCGGAGAAGUUAGAACAGCUGCUCAUCUACGGCAAGGCCCUUCGUGAGGAAUAUUUGGAUCCAAAUAUCGUCGGAUGGUCGGUUAAGUAUUACGAAAUUGAAGACAAGAUUAUUCAGCUAGUGAAAAACAUCAUUAAUUCAUUAAAGGAACUGCCUUCAAAAUAUGGUACAAGUGUAUCUGAAGCUCUAGAUAACGUGAGAGGACUUCUAACCGAGUAUUACCAACAAGCUGGAGAUGCCGAAGACCGCGCAAGAGAAAUGUUCAAUAGAAUGUCCGUAUCCCUUAACGAAAAAAUCACAGAAUUGUCUAAUAGUGCGAGAAAGGUUGCAGUAGAACUUAACCAGGUUCUUAGUUCUAGACUGCAAGGCGCCUAUGAUAAGUUUGCUAAUUCAUAUGAGAAGUUUAUUGUUGAAGCAAAUCGGCUAAUUGACCUUGUCAUCGAAAAGUACAACGCCGUGAUAGAAUUUAUCAUGCAGGUUCUCCAGGACUUGGAGCAGUCUAGCAAUGAAGUCGUGAAAACAUAUAUAUCAACUCGUAAAGGCGAGCUUAAAAUUGACGUUCCUCAUCCGUUCAACUGGAAGUCGUUUGACGAAAUGCCUGAAUUAAGAGACGAUAUCAUAAAUAAGAAACUGGAAAUUGCACGUUCAGUGGUAGUCGAUGGCAUCGAAAGAGGGUCCAAAAAGUGGGAAGAACUGCAAAGCUUCAUUGAACAACAGCUUAAAGAUGGAAAACUGACCGCACAGCAGAUCAUCGAAAACAUCAAGAACUGGGAAAAAAACUGAAUGGACAUUUUGUACUAUAGUAGCCAAAAUAGAUUUUUACGCUGAGAAAAAAAAAUAACAAUCAGCCUAUAUUAACCUUUUUAAUACUUAUGUUGUUUCUUUGUAAAUGAAAAUAAAAUUGUCUAUUUCUUUGCGGUUAAAAUGAAUAAACAAAAACGAAAACAAUACAUUUGGCAUUAUUUUUAAUGAUGAUCUAUCCCCGUUGAUUGCAUUAUGCAGAAUCGUGAUUAAAAUGACACAUAAUUACAAA